AUGGCGGCAAGCACGUUGGGAAAGCGGACGAGAAGUUCGAAAGACUUGGACCUGGUCGAACUACCCGCGAAACGAACAAGACGCCAGACUCGCAACUCCCUUGUCAAUGACGAGAACGCAGACCCGGCAGUCGUCGUCAUCCGGAAUGAGUCGUCCAGUUACAAAGCAUUCGCCGACGAAAUUGUCGAGGAGUCGUUCCCCGAUGCCCUUCCAGAGCGCACCAGUACUGCAAGAAGCAGCAAGCAGGUCGCUACAGUCGAUUACAAGCCCAUCACCCCCAGCACGCCUCGCUUCCGAGAUGCUCUUGCCAAAGUGCCCGUCACCCCGCGGCAUCGGGUCAUGUCUGCAGGGAGGAUCUCCAAGAGACUCGCACCACAGACGCCUCUCACCCCUACCGCCAUCCAAACCGUAUACCACCACGCACGACAACUGUUCUCCCGAAGCGCCAACCCGGGCCAAUUGAUCGGACGAGACGAUGAAAGAGAACAUCUCAAGGAUUUCCUGCAGCGAUGCGCGCAACCCAGCCCCAGUGGUUGUAUCUACGUCAGCGGACCUCCGGGCACUGGCAAGAGUGCAAUGGUCAACGAAGUUACCCAAGAGCUGAUCGAUGCGACGUCUACCAAGAAGGCAUACAUCAACUGCAUGAGCAUUAAGUCAUCCAAGGACUUGUACGAGACACUCCUGGACCAGUUCUGCGAUGGGCUAGAUGCCUCCGAUGGAGAUGCUGCCACGGUUCUCCAGAAGCUCUUCAUGCCACGAAAGAAGUCGUCAGAAGUCUACCUGGUCGUCCUGGACGAGAUCGACCACAUCCUCACGCUCGAUCUGGAAAGUUUGUACGGGCUAUUCGAGUGGUCCAUGCAAAAGGCUUCGCGUCUCGUGUUGGUGGGAAUCGCCAAUGCUUUGGAUCUGACGGAUCGUUUCCUACCACGGCUCAAGUCUCGAAACCUCAAACCCGAACUACUUCCAUUCCUCCCAUACUCGGUAGCGCAGAUCAAGGCCAUAAUCACCACUCGCCUAAAGAGCCUUGUGCCUGAAGGGAGUCCUCUGCCAUUCAUUCACCCCGCGGCGAUUGAGCUCUGUUCCCGAAAGGUGUCCAGUCAGACGGGCGAUUUACGCAAGGCAUUCGAGAUCUGCCGAAGGGCCAUUGACCUCGUGGAGGCGGAAACGAAGCAGAUGCACGAGGCUGAGGUCAAGGAGAAGAUGCUCCUCGCAACACCUUCCCGGAAGCCAUUGGGAGAGAACAGCAACCUGAGUUCCCCAUCGAAACGAUCGCCCGAGAAGAGCGUGUCGACCAUGCUGGCGGCCUCAUUGAAGACUUUGACAAUGGAGAAUGCGCCGCGAGUGACUAUUGGACAUCUCAACAGGAUCACUGCAGCAGCUUUCAGCAACGGAACGAACCAGCGACUCAAGACCCUCAAUCUCCAGCAGAAAGCUGCUUUAUGCUCGCUGAUGGCACUUGAGAAUCGAAAAAGAGUGGCCCGAGGAUCGUCAUUUUUGUCCACGCCAUCCAAAUCGCAGACCGUUGCACCGAGCAUCAAGUCGCUAUACGGUACUUACAGCCUACUUUGCACACGCGACUCGGUACUGCAUCCUCUAUCCAGUUCGGAGUUCCGGGAGGUUGUAGGCAGCCUCGAGACAUUGUCAUUAGUUUCUGCCGUGGAUGGCAAAACAGGUUCUCUCGCUGUGUUACAGACGCCAAGCAAGAGAGGAAAGCGAGCAGGAUUCGCUUCCGGCGUUGGAUUGGCGGACGAGAAGAAGGUUGCGAGUUGUGUAGGAGAGCGAGAGUUGGGACAGGCUAUCGAAGGCCUUGGAGCAGAUAUCUUGAAAAGCAUUUUGAGCGGCGAGGCGUUGGAUUAG
Molecule: messenger RNA, 1857 nt
Organism: Anthostomella pinea
Lineage: Eukaryota; Fungi; Ascomycota; Sordariomycetes; Xylariales; Xylariaceae
Source: the annotation of a GenBank genome assembly